Molecule: messenger RNA, 1684 nt
Organism: Delphinapterus leucas (beluga whale)
Lineage: Eukaryota; Metazoa; Chordata; Mammalia; Artiodactyla; Monodontidae
Source: RefSeq, a predicted model, not a curated record
UAUGUGUGAGCUCUUAACUUACUCAUUCAAGCUCACAGAGCCCCAGGAUGGCAGAACUGUGAGUACAAAAUCCUGUGCUCUUGUUAGGACUUCCCACCUUCAAAGAAGUGGCUCUCAGCGCAGCACCGUCCUGUGAGGCCAUCUAAGUGUCUGUCCCUCAGACAGUGACCUUGUAGCUGCAUUAUGCACAUGACGCACGCCUGUACACACAGACUCCACAGUGCAUGUGUCACGGCCCUUCCAAGCUUCUUCCAGACUAGGCAACCUCACGGACAACUCUGUUUUUAAACCCUCCUUUGUGUGUCUCAAUGGACAAUACGAACAAUAAGCGCUUCUGGGGUUGAGUACAAAAGAGAGGAUUCAACCUCAGACACUCAGCUACUUAUCUCAAAUGGCCACGGCUGAACAGUUGUGAGGAAUGGUUUAAACAGGCUUCUUUUGAUAAGCCCCAUCUGGGACACUGACCCAGGCCACCGAGGCGCUGCUUCGGACUAGCUGCGUGUCGCCAUUGUGAAGUCCAUCAGAUGAUCGGGAACUACAUGUGGGACCCCGCCACCAACAAGUCAUUUGACAUAGGGGUCAACAGAGACAGCCUGAUGCCUCUCUGGUGGAAUGGAUCAGAACCUCUGUGGAUCACUCUGACCAAGGCCAAAAGGAAGGUCUACAUGUACUACUGGCCAGGCUGUGAGGUUGAGAUUCUUGGUGUCAGACCUACUUACUGCCUAGAAUAUAAAAAUGUCCCAACGGAUAUCAAUUUUGCCAAUGCAGUCAGCGAUGCUCUUGACUUCUUCAAGAGCGGCCAGGCGGACCUGGUGGCCAUCUACUACGAGCGCAUCGAUGUGGAAGGCCACCACUAUGGGCCCUCGUCGCCACAGAGGAAAGAAGCCCUGAGGGCCGUGGACACCGUCCUGAAGUACAUGACCACGUGGAUCCAGGAGCGCGAGCUGCAGGACGACCUCAACGUCAUCAUCUUCUCAGAUCACGGGAUGACUGACAUUUUCUGGAUGGACAAAGUGAUUGAGCUGGAUAAGUACAUCAGCCUCCAUGACCUGCAGCAGGUGAAGGACCGAGGGCCGGUUGUGAGCCUGUGGCCGGCGCCCGGGAAGCAUUCUGAGAUAUAUAACAAAUUGAGAACAGUGGAGCACAUGACUGUCUACAAGAAGGAGGCCAUCCCGAGCAGGUUCUACUACAAGAAAGGGAAAUUUGUCUCUCCUUUGACCUUAGUGGCCGAUGAAGGAUGGUUCAUAACUGAGAAUCGAGAGACGCUUCCAUUCUGGAUGAACAGCACUGACAAGAGGCAAGGCUGGCAGCGCGGAUGGCACGGAUACGACAACGAGCUCAGGGACAUGCGGGGCAUCUUCCUGGCCUUCGGACCCGGUAGGAAGACACGACCGAAUUCUCUUAGUCAUUCCUUCCUAAGGAAGCGUCAGCCACCAGGGGCUGACGGCACUAGUAGAGCUGGAGUGAUUUCUUUAUGGACCCUCUUUAUGAGCAAAGCUGAGCAAACCCAGCCGGUCUCCAUGAAGUGUCUUCGGCUGGCUGGCUUUCAAAUGCUUCUUGGUUUUGGCAAACACGGCCAAAUACCUUUCCUUGUAAGUUUUAAAUCUCGAGCGCAGUGAAAAACAUGUUCCACAUGUUUAUGAUUCAUUUUUUUUACUUAAUUCAUCAAAAUGUUCUCUCACAG